Penicillium salamii is the source of this 1557-nucleotide messenger RNA. NCBI's taxonomy places the organism in Eukaryota, Fungi, Ascomycota, Eurotiomycetes, Eurotiales, Aspergillaceae. The record is from the annotation of a GenBank genome assembly.
AUGGCAAUCGAUACCUCGGUCUCCAAGUCCGUGGAUGUCGUUGCAGAGCCCAUUCACGAUGUCCGCACACCCGAAGAGUCUGAAGAUAAAUCAGACGAUGGAAAAAAGCCGCCUCCACUGGUAGCUAAGCUAUGCGCCGUCAUUCUGAUCUCCUGCAUUAGUUUUGGCUCGCACUGGAGUUCUGGUGUCACAGGUGCCAUGAAGAGCACUAUCAAAAAGAAAAUGCACAUCGACAAUACCGAGUUCUCACUGUUGGAAGCAAGCGAGAAUUUCAUGGCCACGGUCCUGCUUUUGAUCAGUGGUGUGAUCACCGACCGAGUUGGAGGUGCCGAAAUGAUCGUUUACGGCAACGUCGUCUAUACCAUCGGAUCCAUCCUCGUCGCCGCUGCCACCACUGUGCGCUCCUUCAAGUUCAUGAUCGGAGGUCGUAUCGUUCUUGCGUUGGGCGAUAUCGCAACACAGAUCGCUCAGUACAAGAUGUUCUCUUCGUGGUUCCCUCCGAGUAAUGGAUUCGCAUCCACGCUAGGAUUUGAACUUGCGAUCGGUAAAAUCGGAGGAUUUGUUGGCAAGUCCACGGCCAAUAUCAUCGCAAAGAAAACUGGAAAUUUUGCCUGGGUCUUCUGGACAUCAGUUUUCAUGAACCUUUUCACCAACUUCGCGAGUGCAGCAUUCUGGUUCUUUAACAAGUACUGUAACCGCCACUACAAGGGACGUCGCGAUGCCGCAACGAAGGAGCAGUUGACCGAGAAGAACAAAAAGUUCGAACUUCAAAAGAUGUUCGAGCUUCCUUGGAUGUUCUGGGCUGUCAUGGCAUUCUCUAUCUUCCAAACUAGUGCAGCUUCCGUCUUCGCCCAAAAUGCCACUGAAUUGGCAGAGCAAAGAUUCAAUGUCGACUCCAUCAAGGCUGGAUGGUACAGUUCGUUAUCGCAAUAUGCUGGCUUCUUCCUCGUGCCCUGCUUGGGCGUGUUCAUCGAUGUCCUCGGAAACCGAGCAUCUGUCUUAUGCGCCUGUGGUGUCGGUAUGAUGCUGAGCAUGGUUCUCAUCAACUUUGCAACUUCCAAGGCUGGAACGGGAGCCGCAUUUGGCAUCUACGCCAUUGCCGUGUCUCUCGGACCGACCUCGGUCAUUGACAGUAUUCGAACCACGCUCUGGCACCAAUCCGUGUUUGGCUCUGCGUAUGCGUUGAAGGUGACCAUGAACAAUGCAAUGAGCAUUAUCAUCCGAAUUAUCACCGGAGCACUUCAGGAUGCCGACGACAACUCAUACCGUCGCGUGGUGCAGGUGUAUCUAGUUCUCGGAGCUGGUGCCACUCUAGUCGGUCUGGCUAUCUUGGUUGGCACAUUCUUGACCGACAACCUGGCGCUGUUGCAGUGGACCCGAAAGAAGCGGUUGACAUCGGGAGCGGAAAUCAUCGAGCGGAUUCGAGAGCAGAGUCUGGUCACCAAUUGGCGUCGUACUCGCACCACCUCCAUGGUCGCCUUUGGAGCUUUGAUUCUGUUGACACUCGGAUCAUGGGUGGCAUAUAUCUGGGGCGCGGUGACACGAAACAAUUCGUAG